GAAAAUAUUAUUAAGGAGUGUUUCAUGGGGAGAGAAGAGAAAUUGAGAAAGAAGAAGGCAAAGAAUAGAUUCAUGAAGAAUAAAUAUAUGAAAGAAGGAAAGAAACAGAAGACUGUAGAAGAGGAAGUUGAGGAUGUGUCUGACCAAGAGCAGGAAAAAGAAGUUGUGCAGGUGAAACAAGUUAAGAAAGAGAAAAAACAGCAUAAAGAGGAGAAGAAGGAGAAAUCUGAGAAGAAACAAAAAUCAGCAAAGAAAGAAAAAAAAGCUAAAGCAGAAAAAGCUAAGAGUGAAAAGAAAGAUGAAAUUAAAGAUGAAGCUAAAGACGAAGCUAAAGAAGAGACUAAAGUUGAACAAGAGGAGGUUGAUAAAGAAGAUGAAAAGGAACAGAAUGAAAUUAACCAGACUAAAGAAUCCUUGGAUAAGCUUCCUGGCAAUCAAGAGCUUACUGCCUUCCAGCUAGCCGAGAGAAAAACGAGGACUGUUUUUGUUGGAAAUAUCCCUGUUGGAAUGGCUCCUAAGAAGGUGUGGAAAGUGUUCAAAGGAUGUGGAAAGAUAGAGAAGAUCUGGUUCAGAAGUAUUGCUCCUUCUACUAUGGUCACAGACAGAAGAAAUAUCGUGAAAGGAGGAAUGAUAGGCACUCAGAAGAACAACAAAAAUGCCUAUAUCUUAUUCGCAGAGGGAUCUAGUGUUGCUGAAGCUAUCAAACUUAAUGGAUAUGUUGUCCAUAACUCAGAUUUCACAGAGCAAUUUCAUUUAAGAGUGGAUUCUGAAGAGAAGAAAGAUGAUUUCAGCUCAACUAUUUUUGUUGGAAAUCUCCCAUUCAUUAUCAACGAGGAGGAUCUGAGAAGACAUUUUGAAAGACUUGGAACAAUUGUAAACAUCCGUGUUGUCCGAGAUAAUAGAACCUGUGUUGGAACUGGAGUAGCUUUCAUCCAAUUCUCUACUAAAGAAGAAGUUGCUCAAGCUGUAGAGAAAUGUAAAAAUGAGAAGAGAUUUGGAAAAUUUAAAGGAAGAGAACUCCGAGUUAAGAGAGCAGUCUCUACGAAAAAGAGAGAGAAGAAAAUUGAAAAGAAGCUUGAAAAGAAGAGGGAUACUAAGAAUAGAAGAAAAUCUCACGGACCUACUGGACAGACUAGAGAGUUCCAAUCUAAAUUUGUAAAGAGCUUCGAUAGAAGAGAACAAGCAGGUGGACCUAAAGUCUAUAAUGACAUUAGAAUGAAAAAGCAUAGGAGAAAUAAAAUGAUGAAUGAAAUGAUCGAAAACCAGGGAGAGUCCAAGAUCAGAGAAAGAUCUAGGAAAUUUGUCACAAAGAAAGUUGACUUCAGAGGCAAAAGAAAACAAAGGAGAGAAGACCGUAAGGAGAUGAACACUCGUAACAUGAAAAAGACGGUCAAGAGAAGUGAAAUGUAGUCUAUA
This is a messenger RNA of Moneuplotes crassus, 1416 nucleotides long. The record is from the annotation of a GenBank genome assembly. NCBI's taxonomy places the organism in Eukaryota, Ciliophora, Spirotrichea, Euplotida, Euplotidae.